AUGGCGUACAUGCACUUGGAAAAGGUUGCUGUGGCCUGUGCUCUCAAUCUCAAAAGAGAUGCUGGUAAUGAGCAAACAUUGGCACAUUCGUCAACUUUGAAAAGAGUAGCGAGGAAGCUGUUGGUUGAUCCAGACAGCGUACGCCCACUACGACGCGCCAAGAGGCGAUGGGUCCUGAGUACCAUUGAGGUUGAAGAAGGAGAUCCUGGCCCUUUUCCCAAGUUUGCUGCAAAUCUUUUCAAUGACAGGGAAAAGAACAUUACCAUUAAAUACCUAAUCAGUGGUCCAGGAGUUGAUGAGAAUCCACGUGGAUAUUUUUCCAUUGAUGAGAAAACUGGGGAAGUGUAUAUGCUUAAGACCAUAGAUCGGGAAGAAACGCCCACCUUUGCAAUCAAGUUUGAUGUAGCUGACCAGAGAACGGGAAUAAUAGCUGACAAGUCCUUGGUGUUUAAUAUUGAUGUAAAAGAUAAAAAUGACAAUGCUCCAAAGUUCAAGCUGCCAGUAGUAGAUGUCCCUUUGAAAGAGAACGCUCCAGCAGGGAGUGGUGUCUUUCUACUGCAAGCUGAAGACAUUGACAAACGUGGCACCCCCAAUUCAGAAUUCUCCUAUUCUGUUGUUUCUCAGGAGCCUCUCUCAACAAAAAAUAAAUUCACCAUUAAUCCAGAUACUGGCAUUGUGUCUUUUGAAGGGUGUCUGGAUUAUCAGUCUGCCAAGUCCUACAAGAUACUUGUUGAAGCGAAAGAUCACGGAGAACCACAACUUUCAUCCACGGCUACGAUGAACAUCCAAAUUGAAGACACUAACAAUAACCCACCUGUGUUUGUUAAGAAAGAGUUCACAGGAAGCGUGAAGGAACAGCAGGUAGGUGUGCCUGUAUUAAGGGUCAGUGUGGAAGACAAAGACACGCCCAAUACACCAGCAUGGAGAGCCAAGUAUACCAUAGCAAAAGGCAAUGAAGAUGGGAAUUACAAGAUAGAGACUGACCCACAAACAAACGAUGGAGUCCUCACAGUAGUCAAGCCCAUGGACUAUGAGAAUGGAUCACAGAAUGAGCUGGUGAUUUCAGUGGAGAACGAGGAGCCUCUUUACAUUUGCCCCGGAGCGGGACGUAGUACCCCUGCAGCAGGGGGGCACAGUGUCCCUGUGGUCGUCAAUGUUGAGGACGUCAAUGACCCUCCCCGUUUUGAGCGUGACAAGAUUACAGUCUACCAGACUGAGGGCACCAAGGCCCCAAUACAGCUUGGCAAGGUUCAUGCAGUAGACCCGGAUGCAGCACACAGUACUCUAAGGUAUGAAAUACCUGCAGGCAGUGACCCAGCGAAAUGGUUAACAAUUGAUAAAAACACUGGCGAGGUUACAGCCAUUGCAGAAAUGGACAGAGAAUCUCCCUAUGUUAACAACAGCAUUUACUCUGUGAUUGUGCUUGCUAUUGAUGACGGUAAGCCCCCAGAGACUGGCACAGCCACAGUGUUCAUCCAUUUGGCGGAUAUCAAUGACAACAGCCCCUUCCUAGUCUCCAAAUACUUGUACAUGUGUGACAACCCGAAAAAUACCUCCAUCUUAGUAAAGGCUGAAGACAAAGACAUUGAGCCAUACUCAGGACCCUUCAACUUCCAGCUCCUGGACAAGGGGAAUAAUGUGAUGAACACAUGGAAACUGGAGCAACUACUGGGGGAGUCCAUUAAACUUUUAAGGCUGCGAGAACUGCCACCUGGCAACUACACAGUGCCUUUGAAAAUCUUUGACCAGCAGGGCUCAGCGGCAGAGGAGGACCUCGUGUUAAGAAUCUGCGAGUGCUCUCAAGAGGGCGUCUGUAAACCUUUGGAAGCUCAGUCGACCAGUUUUGGAGGAGCUGCUAUUGGUGCUCUGAUAGGAGCUCUUCUACUGAUGCUGUUACUCUUGCUCUGUUGUAUGCACUGUGACUGCGGUGGAAAGAUGAUCAGAGAGUUCCCUCCAGGCACUGCUGAAGAAGGAAACCAGACCCUCAUCAAGUACAGUGACGAAGGAGGUGGCUGCUGUUCUCAGGCUUCCCUACCAGUCUUUAUGCCUUUACCUACAGCUGACCAUGGAAUGACAAAGAACGGCAUGCAGAUUGUCCAGUGUGGAAAUGGGUUUCAAAAGAGGAGCAGUCAGAAUAUGACUGUAUUUGAAUCGGAGGGAGCCACCCUGACGUUACCUCAACGCAGCUCCUGGGGCUUGAGGGAGGACAAGAUGUAUGGGAGGCAUGCUGAUACAGUCAGGUACUCCAGAACAAUGAGCCUUCAAGAACGGCAUCUGGAAUCUGAAAGAAAGAAUCUGCAAGAGAAGAUCGCUACGAGGCUGUAUGCCCUUAAUGGUUUAGAUGCCAACUUUAAUAACAAUGAGCUACACGUCUAUGCUGAGGAGGGUGAGCUCCACAAAGUCCAUUCCCUGGAUGACAUUAGUAUUGCCGACAGCAGCCAAGGAAUGGACUUCCUGAAAGACUUGGGGCCAAAGUUCAGCACGCUGGGAAGAGUCUGCCAAGAGGACCUGGAGCAGAAAGGCUUUACAUUGAAGUCAGUAACAAAGGGUUAUUGACCUACAUGCUGUGCACUCGGAUUAUAGCAAGUGACCCCUUUGUGCAAUCUCCAUCUAGUGCAGUAGGCACAUUGAGCACAUUCAUAAACUUUCUUAUGUUCUUAUAUGAAUGUUUUGGUACUUGCAAAUGAUUCAUUUUGUAUUAUAUCCAAUUAUUUUACUUCCAGUCACAAGUUGCUGAAAGUUUUGCUGUGUUCCACACCUUGAAAAAAUGCUGCCUUAAAGCACACAGUAUUCAUACACCAUCAUUAGAGGUCUCACCCUGUGCAGUUCUGCAGAUACAACAAAGGAGAGUUUAUCCCCGAGGUAAUUCUGAUGUAAACUAUAUUGAUAAAAGCUACUUUAACAGUAUAAUUGCAUACAGUAUUACUGGCAAACGUUAUGCAAGUUGGCAUCAAGUUCAUACAUGAACCCAAGUACAAAACCACAUCUAGAGACAAACCCUAUUCAGAGCUUCUAUAAAAUCCUGUUAGAUAUUCUAAAUGUCAUUCCAUGUAGAAAGUAGUCAUGCAACGCAUGCUCAUUUUCGUAUCACUGCUGAGCAGCCACUUGUAUUAAGCAUUAAGGCCUCCCUCAGCACAUAAGAGGCCUCCCAUUUAAACCACUGGGAACAGUAGCAGGCUUUCAGAUUGCUAGCGUACAAUUUCCGAGAUUUGUAAUUUAGCACUGAUGUUAGACAUGCACGCGCUGAACAGUGUUUAAAUAGAGGAUACGCCUUGGCUGUUCUGAAACGUGCAGCGAGGUCUGGAGGCCUUCCUGUCAAGUCACAUGAGUAUAUUGCAUUCCACACUGUUAUGCAUUCUGUCUGUUGCCCAUGUCUUGUGUAAUAUUUGUAUUUUUAGUUUAUGGCGGUAACUGGAGUUAAAGUUGAUGCGCGGCUAAAAUGCCUGAAGGCUGGAGGUAGGGUGUUCACAUGUCUAAAAGAAGACUACAACGAAGGGGCAACCCUAAAGGCACACAGUGAAAUCAGACUGGACCCAAAAGAUGUGCAAUUCCUAGCAUUUUGACUGAGUGUGUCUUGUGGUGUGUUAUAAUUGUGUCACACAAUACAGUGGACACUUAUUCAAACUUUCUAGGGUUUUUUGUUUUGUUUUGUUUAGUACACUAACUAUUAGAAAUAAAAUUAAAACGAUCCAGCAUGAUUUUUUGUCAAAGUUUGGUUUCUACAGGUGUUUUGCUUCUUAGAUAAUACAUUUUUUAACUCUGUUGUUUUCAAAAAUUGCAUUGCAAAGUUUUUUUUUUUUUUUACAUAAACAAAUCCGCAUAUAAGACAUGCUUUUCUAUUUAAACACAUUUAAAAAAAUCAAUAAAUAAUGGUCUGCAAGGGAAGGUUACAUACAUUUAUGGUGAUGGUUAUGUGUUAAGCUUGUUAGAGAUUUUAGUUUUACAUUUUUGAGGUGGUGGUGUAUGUUUUCAAAAGAAUUCACUAUGAAGAUUGCUGUACUGUUUGUAUGUGUAUUACAAUGUUAAUAUAAUGCACUAUGACGAUUGCUCUACUGUUUGUAUGUUAAUUACAAUGUUAAUAUAAUGCACAAUAAAGAUUGCUCUACUGUUUGUAUGUGUAUUACAAUAUUAAUAUAGUGAAGUUGAUGACGACUAUUAGAAGAUUGUGGAUUUUUUUCUCAAAGUACCCAGGAAAAUGUUACCCAAAGAACACUUCAUAGCCUAGACAGAUUCUCACAAACAUGUACAUUUUAAAAAUAAAGAUUUGUGUAUUA
Polyodon spathula (Mississippi paddlefish) is the source of this 4274-nucleotide messenger RNA. RefSeq names its product cadherin-like protein 26. Gene Ontology annotation, cellular component: plasma membrane; adherens junction; catenin complex. Gene Ontology annotation, molecular function: calcium ion binding; cadherin binding. The record is from RefSeq and is a predicted model, not a curated record. Bases 1 to 2556 code for a protein of 851 amino acids. Gene Ontology annotation, biological process: multicellular organism development; calcium-dependent cell-cell adhesion; cell-cell junction assembly. Lineage: Eukaryota; Metazoa; Chordata; Actinopteri; Acipenseriformes; Polyodontidae. The transcript is spliced from 18 exons.